Molecule: messenger RNA, 843 nt
Organism: Eurypyga helias (sunbittern)
Lineage: Eukaryota; Metazoa; Chordata; Aves; Eurypygiformes; Eurypygidae
Gene: IFNAR2
Product: interferon (alpha, beta and omega) receptor 2
Exons: 7
Biological process (GO): blood coagulation
Cellular component (GO): membrane
Molecular function (GO): protein binding; interleukin-22 receptor activity
Source: RefSeq, a predicted model, not a curated record
AUGGAAACACUGAUGAACGGACCAAUGCAUUUUUAUCAGUUUGUGUACAUCAGCAUUCUGUCUACAGUUUGUUGCAGCCUGCCUGAAAGAUUUUCAGGAGGGCUACCUCACAGCCUAAAAAUGGAAUCUUUCAAUUUUCAGCACAUUUUGUCCUGGCAGGCAAAAAGUGAUCCCACUGUGCCAACAUACUAUUGUGUACUGUACACUGACCACAGACAAAUCUUGAACUGGAAGAUGGCUAAAAGAUGUUCGGGUAUUACAGAACUCUCCUGUGAUCUGACAGAUGAAUUUAAAGAUAGUUCCACUCAAUAUUCUGCAUUUGUUCAGAGUUUCAUAGGAACUGAAGUAUUCAAUUCUUCUGUACUUCAUUUUGCACCUUUUACUGACACGUACCUGGGACCACCAGAAGUUAAUAUCAGUUCCUGUCUGAACUGCAUAAAUGUGACCGUAAAGCUGCCAGCCUCUCACUUCAGAAAAAAUGGAAAGCCACUGUCUUUACUUGAUAUAUAUCAACAGCUUAAUUAUGAUAUAACACUGAAAACCCUUGAUGGAGAGCAUAAGAGGCCACGUGAGAAAACCACAGAAGAAGUUUUUAGUACUGUCAUUGAAGAACUGUAUCCAAACAGAAAUUACUGUGUGUCAGUUACGGUCACUGCAUCUCUAAACAAGCAUUACAUCCCAUCAGCCUGGAAAUGUGUAACUGCGAACUCUGUGGCUCAGAAAGAUUAUCAUACGGUUGCAAUCGCAGGUGCUGUAUGUUUUUCGCUGAUGUUAGCUGGUGCUCUGAAGUGUAUGCAUGUGGGAGGUUACAUUCUUCGCAACAAAUCACUUCCGCAUACCUUG